Molecule: messenger RNA, 3352 nt
Organism: Cheilinus undulatus (humphead wrasse)
Lineage: Eukaryota; Metazoa; Chordata; Actinopteri; Labriformes; Labridae
Product: leucine-rich repeat neuronal protein 1-like
Exons: 2
Coding region: 559-2706 (715 amino acids)
Cellular component (GO): extracellular matrix
Molecular function (GO): protein binding
Source: RefSeq, a predicted model, not a curated record
CCCAUGGUGCAUGUUGAUGACAGAACAGAUGGUGAGGGUUGCCUGUUUUUUGUCGGAGUCAGAGUUGUUUGAGUCCAGCUGACCUGCGCCAGGCAGCUGCUCGUCACUGUGCGCCGCUGCAGCUGAAGUCUCAGCGUGUCUCCAGCAGCACCGGGGAUCACAGCGAGGGUUUUUUCCUCCCCUCCUAUCUCGUCCUCAGGGCUGAUCAUUCUUCUUCGGAAAUAUAGCCUACUCUGCCCGUCUCGCGCAUCAUCCUGGAGAUGCGGAUACCGCAUGGGUCAGUAGCCUGCAGCAGCCUCGCGCACGGAGGAUACAGCGAUUUAAAGGCUUAAAACCCCAGAGAGGAAAAGAGUGAAAACUCUCCACAGAUAAAGUCUGGACCAGAUGAUCUUCUGCCCUGGAAGCAUCAAAUAGCUUCCUCCUGGAUCAGAAAUUACCAGUCUGCAGAGCACCUACAGCAUCCAGCGAGCAGUUAAGAAGACUAAUGCUCAUGAACCUUCCCUGCAAGGCUUUCCCCAGAACCCUGCCUCUCGUCUAGGCUUUGUUUGCGCGUACAACAUGGCGUUCAGUUCACAACCCUGGCCUCCUCUACUCUGGCUGUGCAUGGGAUUAUUUCUUUCCUCUUUGUCACCAAUUCUUUGCAAAGAAUGCCCCCAUUUGUGCGUUUGCGAGAUCCGUCCUUGGUUCACCCCCCAGUCGACCUACAAGGAAGCAACCACAGUGGACUGCAACGACCUGAGGCUAACGCACAUCCCGACCAACCUGUCAAUUGAUACGCAGGUGUUACUGCUCCAGAGUAAUGCCAUCUCUCAUACAAGUGGAGAACUGGAGGCACUGUUGAACCUGACAGAGCUGGAUCUAUCCCAGAAUAACUUCAGUACAGUGGAAGCAGUGGGUCUCACAGGUAUGAAGCACCUGACCACCCUGCAUCUGGAAGAGAAUCAGAUCAGCCAGCUGCCCGACCACUGCCUGGGAAAUCUCUCCAACCUCCAGGAGCUCUACAUCAACCACAACCAGAUUAGUUCCAUCUCUGCUCGGGCCUUUGCGGGUUUGCACAGCCUGCUGCGCCUUCAUCUUAAUUCCAACAAGCUUCAUGUCAUAGACAGUCGCUGGUUUGAAGAAACACCCAACCUGGAGAUCCUGAUGAUUGGGGAGAACCCAGUUAUCGGCCUUCUGGACAUGAACUUUAAGCCUCUGAAAAGCCUGAGGAGUCUUGUUCUGGCUGGCAUGGAUCUCACUGAUGUUCCAGCAGAUGCAUUCGUUGGUUUGGAUACCCUCGAAAGCAUUUCUUUCUAUGACAACAAACUGGUCCGAAUCCCUCAACUGGCCCUUCAGAAAGUUCCCAAUCUAAAAUUCUUAGAUUUAAACAAAAACCCUGUUCACAAAAUUCAGGAAGGAGAUUUCAGGAACAUGCUACGACUGAAGGAGCUGGGAAUCAAUAAUAUGAUGGAGUUAGUGUCCAUCGACCGAUACGCCAUGGACAACCUACCAGAACUGACGAAACUGGAGGCCACCAACAACCCUAAGCUGUCUUACGUUCACAGGUUGGCCUUCAGGGACAUGCCCUCCUUGGAGAGCUUGAUGCUCAACAAUAAUGCCCUCACUGCCCUCUACCAGCACACAGUGGAGGUACUGCCUAAUCUUCGAGAGAUCAGUGUACACAGCAAUCCACUUCGCUGUGACUGUGUCAUUCAGUGGAUGAGUUCCAACAGAACCACAGUGCGCUUCAUGGAGCCUGUAGCCAUGUUGUGCAGCUCCCCACCAGAGCUCAGAGGCCAGCGGGUUCGAGAGCUGAAGCUACUGGAUGCUCCUGAGCAGUGUCUCCCCCUCAUAUCCCACAACACAUUCCCGAGCCACUUAAACCUUGAGCUUGGUAUGAGUGUCAGUCUCGACUGCAGGGCAAUGUCUGAGCCAGAGCCUGAGAUCUACUGGGUGACUCCUCUUGGGUCCAAAAUCACGGUUGACACCGUGUCAGAGAGGCACCACUUGAGCAGUGAGGGAACGCUUCGGCUGUCGCAUGUUCAGGUGGAGGAUUCUGGUCGUUACACAUGUGUGGCACAGAACGCAGAAGGAGCUGACACAAGAGUGGCCACGGUCCGCGUGAAUGGAACCCUUCUGGACAGCGCCCAAGUGAUGAAGAUCUACGUCAAGCAGACUGAGUCACACUCAAUCCUUGUCUCCUGGAAAGUCAAUUCUAAUGUCCUGUCCUCGGACUUAAAGUGGGCCUCAGCCACCAUGAAGAUCGACAACCCACACAUUACCUACACAGCUCGCGUCCCUGUGGAUGUUCACGAAUACAACCUGACACAUCUCCAACCUGCAACGGAGUACGAGGUGUGCCUCACUGUCUCCAACGUCCACCUGCAGACACACAAGUCGUGUGUUAAUGUCACAACACGUAGCACUACCUUUGCCUUGGACCUCUCAGAUCAGCAUCCUAGCGCGGCUGUGCUGGCUGUCAUGGCAACUAUGCUAGCUUUCAUCAGUCUGGGCACUGUGGGUGUCUACAUGGCCCGCAGAUGGAAGAGAAAAAACUACCACCACUCUCUGAAGAAAUACAUGCUGAAGACAUCCUCCAUCCCUCUGAAUGAGCUCUAUCCUCCGCUCAUCAACCUGUGGGAGGCUGAGGGCGAGAAGGACAAAGAUGGCGGCACAGAGGGGAAACCCUCUCCUGUUGACACCACACGUAGUUAUUACAUGUGGUGAGGAUUUAGUAAGGAGGCCUUGCUGCCUCUUCAGCAGCACAAAAAGACACACUUUUGCCAUUUUGGUGCAAAAGUCGAGUAAAGUUGCAAAGUUUUUUGUAUUCUCAGCUUUGCUUAUAUGAGGCAGAGUGAUCAAGGACAUGAUUUUUAUUAGUAUAGCGUAUCGCCUUCGUUCGAUUCUUUCUAUCUCUUAAAUGGUUUUGAACUCUCCGAGUUGGCAGCUGUAUUUAGCCUGCAGGUUGUCUUAGUUGCUAAGCUUUUUGUUUAUGUGGUGCAUUUUUGACUCACUUUCUUCUGAGUUAACUAUACAGCAGUGGGGGCCGAUGGUCCUUGUGCAGCAUUAGUGGAAAUCAGUGUUUCGUUGUAAAACAGGAAAUCUGUUGUACACUGAUGGGUAAUGAAGUUUGUCUGAACUUCAGUUAAAUGCUGACAGCAGGGUUUAGACUUGUUAAACUGUCAACUGAAUGUUAGCAACUGUGCAGUAAUGUUGUAUCAACUAUACCUUUGAAAUUUGAUUUGAAUUACAAGAGAAUAGAUGUUUAGUUUGCUUAUAUUGUGAUUUUAAUGCUAGACAUACAAAUGAUUGAGUUUUUUACUAUGGUGCACUAGAAUAUUUUCAUUCCUCUUCCUGUUUACUCUCUUAUUUU